Molecule: messenger RNA, 3446 nt
Organism: Mustela lutreola (European mink)
Lineage: Eukaryota; Metazoa; Chordata; Mammalia; Carnivora; Mustelidae
Gene: MTRF1
Product: mitochondrial translation release factor 1
Exons: 10
Coding region: 368-1702 (444 amino acids)
Biological process (GO): translational termination
Molecular function (GO): translation release factor activity
Source: RefSeq, a predicted model, not a curated record
CCGCUACCGCCCACCCUACCUAGCUAGUGGGAACCCGCGCCCUGGGCUCCGGCUCCGGAUGAGUACCGCCCGUAGUCAUCUCUUGGGAUUUCCUUUAUUGCCUUGUCUUUUUAUUUAUUUUUCUUUCUCGAUUUGUCAUUUUUUCUCUCGGGUUUCCCCUGUUCGCUGUUACGCACGCCCAAGGACGCCUGUUUAAGAGAAGCUGAGAGCAAGCGUUAACCCGGAAGGAGUGACCCGGAUGUGAAAGGGAGUCAGUGUGUGUCGGGCUGAAAUGUAGCAGGUCCCAGAAGGUUCCGGCUUCAGAAAGGAAAGCUGUCGUCCUUCCUUCUUUUUCUUAGAUUGUGUUUAUUAUAUUUCAGAUGCUGAGAUGAAUCGUCACCUGUGUGCUUGGCUUUUUAGACAUUCAUCUCUUAAUGGUCCCCACCAGUACCACCUCCAUUCCCAAUCUUAUCAGUUUAUGCAGAUCCAUCUUGAUACAAGGCUGUGGAUUUUUAGACAAAGCAGGAAUCCCAUUCUCCACCUUCUGUUAAAUAAGAAUUGUCCCAGGAGAUACUGUCAUCAGUCCAAGAUGCUGUGGAAGCAUAAAGGACUACAGAAAUAUAUGGAGGACCUGAACGAGGAGUACAGGACGCUUGACGACUGUUUGCAGCGUGUGUCUGUGAAUGAAGGGGACCGGAAGUCCCUGAAUCGAAGGCAUGCUGAGUUGGCGCCACUUACAGCCAUUUACCGAGAAAUUCAGGAGGCUGAGCAAGCAAUUGAAGAAUUAGAUUCAAUGUGUAAAAGUCUAAAUAAACAAGAUGAAAAGCAGUUACAAGAACUUGCAUUGGAAGAGAGGGAAACUAUCGCUCAAAAAAUCCAUGUGUUAUACAGUGAGCUUUUCCAAAGUCUGGUGCCAAAGGAGAAAUAUGACAAAAAUGAUGUUAUUUUAGAGGUGACAUCUGGAAGAACUACUGGAGGUGAUAUCUGCCAACAGUUUACUCGGGAAAUAUUUGAUAUGUACCAGAAUUAUUCAAGCUAUAAAAACUGGAAAUUUGAACUCCUGAAUUAUACACCAGCUGAUUAUGGUGGGCUGCAUCACGCAGCUGCCCGAAUUUCUGGUGAGAGUGUCUACAAGCAUCUGAAGUAUGAAGGUGGCAUUCACCGAGUUCAGCGAAUCCCUGAGGUGGGCCUGUCGUCAAGGAUGCAGCGCAUUCACACAGGAACCAUGUCUGUUAUCAUCCUCCCUCAGCCAGAUGAGGUAGAUGUGAAGGUGGACCCGAAGGAUUUGCGGAUAGAUACAUUUCGAGCCAAAGGAGCAGGAGGACAGCAUGUUAAUACAACAGAUAGUGCUGUCAGACUUGUCCAUAUCCCCACAGGGCUUGUAGUAGAAUGCCAACAAGAACGAUCACAGAUUAAAAAUAAAGAAAUAGCUUUGCGUGUGUUGAGAGCUAGACUCUACCAGCAGAUUAUUGAGAAAGACAAAUGUCAGCAACAAAGUACUAGAAAACUGCAGGUGGGAACAAGAGCCCAGUCAGAGAGAAUUCGGACAUAUAAUUUCACCCAGGAUAGAGUAACUGACCACAGAAUAGCAUACGAAGUUCGUGAUAUUAAGGAAUUUUUAUGUGGGGAGAAGUGUCUGGAUCAGCUAAUUCAGAGACUCCUUCAUUCAGCAGAUGAAGAAGCCAUUAUUGAAUUUUUGGACAAAAACCUUAAAUCAAAAUAAGUGCAGAUUUAUUAUUUAUUAUUAUAUAAAGGAAAUGGACCUAUAUCAAGAAGCAGCUGUUUAUAAAGUACAGCUAAAAUUACAAGGACGUACAAAUAUAUUUUUUAAUGAGUAAGUCACAUUUCUUGACUGAAGAGCUUAUGAAGUACCGUCCAACUCCUCAAGCAGAAAACAAGGAUGCACUGUUUAAAAGAGAAAGGAAAUUUUGAAAAUUGAUUAUAAAUUGAUUGUAAACCGUAUUUCAAGAAAAGUAUUGUAAAUCAUAUUAAAAUUAGGUUUUUAACUACUUCUUUUAAACAAACAAAUACAAAAAUUGUGAAGAAUGGGAUUCAAUAACAGCAUCUCCAGGAUAUAAAUUGUAGAGCUCUCGGAGAGUGGAACUAAUUCUGUACUGUAUAAACUACAAGCCAAUAUUUAAAGUGAACUCACCGCUUGGCUUUUCUUUCUCGUUUUUCUUUGGCUUAACUUCAGAGCAUCUACAGAUGGAGUAUAACGUGAGUAAUUCCCUGUGCCUCGUUCUGUGCAGUGAUGUCCAUAGAGCCCAGUCCUGACCUCACAGAGCUUCCAGUUGAGUGACAGAGCCAAAAUAGAAGCCACCAACUUUAAUACCAAGUGAUGUGAUGUAUUUAGUACUUGUUCUCUGGAAGUUUCUUGAGUCAAAAAGAAAGAGGUUAUUUUUCUGGACAUUCUUCAGAAGAAAAUUAUGUGCCCCGGAAAGAUUAGCUAAAAUAGAGUUCUAAGGCCAGUGGAAUUAGGAGAUAAACAUUGAAGUCAUAUUUUUUCCCCCCAAUUCUUUACUUUGAGAGUUUUCAAGCACCCAGAAGAAGUUUUUAAAAUAAUUUUUAAGAAACAGUGCAAUGAACUGCUGGGUAUUUACCCAGAGGAUACAAAAAUACAGAUUCAAAAGGGUACAUGCCCUCCAGUGUUUAUAGUAACAUUAUCAACAAUAGCCAAACUAUGGAAAGAGUUCAAAGAAUUGAUAAAGAAGAUGCGGUAAUACUUACGAUGGAAUAUCACUCAGCCAUCAGCAAGGAUGAAAUCCUGCCAUUUGCAGGGGCGUGGAUGGAGCUAGAGUGUGUUAUGCUAAGCGAAGUAAAUCAGAGAAAGACAAAUACCAUGUGAUCUCACUCACAUGUGGGAUUUAAGAAACAAAACAGACGAACAUAUGGGAGCAGGGGAUAAGGAGUGAGAAGAGAGAGGGAAACAAACCAUAAGCGUCUCCUAACAAAAGAAAACCUUCUGAGGGUUGAUGGAGGGAGGUGGGUGAAGGAUGCGCAUUAAGGAAGGCACUUCUGAUGUGCACUGGGUGCUGAAUGUAAGUGAUGAAUCACUGAAUUCUUUUCCCGGAACCAGUAUCACAUGGUGUGUUAACUAACUAGAAUUUAAAUAAAAAUUUGAAAAGGCAAAAGCAAAAAAAAGGAAAUAGAGCCCCCCCCCCAAAAAAAGAAGGAAGGAAAUUGUUCAAUGAACAGUAUACAUUCUAGAGUUCUACUAUAACCAUUUUGCUAUAAUUGUUUUUUGCUCUCUAUGUACACACACACAUACCUGUGGUGGUUAUUGGACCAUGUAAAAGUUAGUUGCAGACCUUGUAACACCACACCAAAAUAUUUCAGCAUGUCCUAAGAAUAAGGACAUUGUCCUACGAAAUAAUAACUUUCAUUAUUAUACUUAAUUGUAUAAUAAUAAAUAAUAAUUAUAUAAUAUGAUCUAUCACAUAUUAAAAUUUCUUCAGUUAUCCCCAAAA